Molecule: messenger RNA, 828 nt
Organism: Serendipita indica DSM 11827
Lineage: Eukaryota; Fungi; Basidiomycota; Agaricomycetes; Sebacinales; Serendipitaceae
Source: the annotation of a GenBank genome assembly
AUGACGCCCACCGCCAUUACGCCCAACGACGACGCCAGCACGCUCAGCGACGAGGGAAUAGAAGAAACGUUUGCAGACGCGUUGGCGCUCCUCUUUUCGGUCCCACAAGUCGCAGUCACGGCGAGACCAGGACGAGUAUGGACUCAUGCGAAUACGGGAAUCCGAGUGUGCAUUCCUUUGACGGCAAAAGACGAGAAUUGGACGUUGCAGGCGGAUGCAGUGUGGCUGGCGAGCAUAUUUCUCGCAGACCAUCUGGAUCUAUUCGACGCGGACAGCUUCAAGUACGAGUCUGUCCUCGAGCUCGGAAGUGGCAGUGGCCUCUUGGGUCUGGCGAUUGCCACUAGAUUUCCUCAAGCACGAGUUGUGUUGAGCGAUUACCCUGAUGAGGGCAUCAUCAACACCCUCAAGCAAAAUAUAAGGCUCAAUAAUCUGGAGGAGAGAGUAUCGGCGCUUCCUCUUGACUGGAACGCCCCAGAGACACUCAGAAGCAGAAGGUUUCAGACCAUCAUCGCGGCGGAUACACUAUGGAACUCACAACUACACCUGCCCUUUUGUCGAACACUCCGAAAGUCUAUGACACCCGAUGCAGAUAUCCACAUCAUUGCAGGGUUACACACUGGCCGGCUGACACUGCAGCGAUUCAUCGAGACAGCCAACCAACAAGGAUUCGACGUUAUCAAUACAAUGGAGUACCACGUCUCCAACAGUAAAAAGCGAGGGUGGGCUCAAGAAAGACCAGAGGAGACACAGGAAGACGCAGCUCAUUGGCUACUGUACAUCAAUAUGAAACGAAAAGUUGAUUCUAUCAACUAUACAUACUUCAAGUGA